AUGUCCGCCAGCAUGUUCUCUCGCAGGGCCAUGCAGGUUACUACCCGGCGAUUGGUUGCCGCAAACCCCUCCGCCUUUAGCAAGACUGCUCUGUCAAGAUUACCCGCUCCGGCAGUUAUAGCAACAGGACAACAUCUUCAGUACAGACAAGCAGCCACUACAACCACUUCUCAAGAAGCGGGCUCCGAGAUCCUUGCCGCCCAACGUCGCAACCGCCCUGUCUCGCCACACCUCUCCAUCUACCAACCACAGAUAACCUGGUACCUAUCCAUCCUACACCGUAUUACGGGUGCAUCACUCUCGGGAGCAAUCUACGUCUUCGGCGCCGCAUACCUGGUAUCUCCAUUAUUCGGCUGGCACCUGGAAUCCGCCUCCCUGGCCGCAAGUUUCGCAACGCUGCCGAUGUUUUUGAAAAUCGGACUCAAGUCUCUCAUAGCGUUUCCUUUCACCUUCCACUGUUUCAACGGCCUGAGGCACUUGGUCUGGGAUACCGGUUCUGCUUUCACCAAUAAGCAGGUGAUCCAGACAGGUUGGACGGUCGUGGGCCUGAGUGUAGCAAGCGCAUUGGCUUUGACUUUUAUGUGA
Rhinocladiella mackenziei CBS 650.93 is the source of this 585-nucleotide messenger RNA. Its product is annotated as succinate dehydrogenase, cytochrome b556 subunit. Bases 1 to 585 code for a protein of 194 amino acids. Gene Ontology annotation, biological process: mitochondrial electron transport, succinate to ubiquinone; tricarboxylic acid cycle. Lineage: Eukaryota; Fungi; Ascomycota; Eurotiomycetes; Chaetothyriales; Herpotrichiellaceae. The record is from RefSeq and is a predicted model, not a curated record. Gene Ontology annotation, cellular component: membrane. The transcript has 3 exons. Gene Ontology annotation, molecular function: succinate dehydrogenase activity; electron transfer activity.